AUGCGCGGGUUUUUGCUGUCUGCCGGUUAUGCGAGAUUGAUUGUCAGGUUCAUUUUUCACAAUUUCCUUGAGAUUCAUCAAAGUUUUCUUAAUUUUCAGAGGUUUUUCUACUCGAAAAAUGACCAAGAUUCAAGGAGGAGAUGUUGUCGAAAUGCAAGGAGACGAGAUGACCAGAAUCAUCUGGGAUCUCAUCAAAGAAAAGCUUAUCUUGCCAUACGUUGACUUGAACUUGCAUUUUUACGAUUUGGGAAUUGAGAAUCGUGAUGCCACCAACGAUCAAGUCACAAUUGAUGCUGCUGAAGCCACUUUGAAAUACAAUGUUGCUGUUAAAUGCGCCACAAUUACACCAGAUGAGGCAAGAGUUGAAGAAUUCAAGCUCAAGAAAAUGUGGAAAUCACCAAAUGGAACAAUCCGUAACAUUUUGGGAGGAACUGUUUUCCGUGAGCCAAUUAUUGUUAGCAAUGUUCCAAGAUUGGUUAACACUUGGACAAAACCAAUUAUUAUUGGAAGACAUGCUCAUGCUGAUCAAUACAAGGCUACCGAUUUUGUUGUUCCAUCCGCUGGAAAACUCGAAAUCAAAUUUGUUUCUGCUGAUGGAACACAAACCAUUCAAGAAACUGUUUAUGACUUCAAAGGACCAGGUGUCUCACUUUCAAUGUAUAAUACUGAUGAAUCGAUCCGUGAUUUCGCUCAUGCUUCAUUCAAAUAUGCUCUUUCCCGUAAAUACCCACUCUACCUUUCAACCAAAAAUACCAUUUUGAAGAAAUAUGAUGGAAGAUUCAAGGAUAUUUUCGCCGAAAUCUAUCCAGUAAGUGUUUUUUUGUUUUUGAAAAAAAUCUGCCAAAUUUUUUAAUAAUGCUUUUUGUAUUUGAAAGAUAAGAUAAGAGGCGUUAUUGUUCUCGAAAAACUGUCAAAAAGAUUAGAAAUGGAACUCCGCCCACUUUCUAUGCGGCAUGGUUUUGAGAAGAGAAAUUUGGCAAUCUGUAAAAGAAAUAAGCGGGAAACUCGAAAAGAGUUCAAAAUCUGAAAUUCCUUAUAGAAAAAAACAUAAGAACUUUCAUAAAAUAAUAAAAAUUUAUGACAAAAACAAAAAUCAAUACUAAAAUCAACAUUUUCAGCAAUACGAAGGUGAAUUCAAAGCAGCCGGAAUCUGGUAUGAACACCGUCUUAUCGAUGAUAUGGUUGCUCAAGCCAUGAAAUCCGAUGGUGGUUUUGUUUGGGCAUGCAAAAAUUAUGAUGGAGAUGUUCAAUCGGAUUCAGUUGCUCAAGGAUAUGGAUCCCUUGGAUUGAUGACAUCAGUUUUGGUUUGUCCAGAUGGAAAAACUGUUGAAGCUGAAGCUGCUCACGGAACUGUUACUAGACAUUAUAGACAACAUCAAAAAGGACAAGAAACAUCUACUAACCCAAUUGGUAAGCGGUUUGUUAUUAUUUUCACAAAAACAUUGGAAAAAUUACUUGUUUUGUGUGUUUUCUCCAAAUACAAAUAUCUCGGAUGUUUCUAAACCUGUCCUUCACAAAUUUGAAUUUCACAAAAAGUUUUUGAAUGCCAAUUUGAUUUUCUUAUCAAAAAGUUUGAUCUCUUUCAAGUCGACUCAAAAGUGUUGACCUAAUUUUUGAAGGUUUGUACUUCAGAAAUCUUUUCCUUCGGCAUGAUAAAUUGGAAAAUGAAAAUUAAAAAAUGUUGAAAAUUCUAAACGUGAACCUGAGCUUUUCCAACUCAUUUUUAGAUUCGAAUUUUCAGAUUUUUAGAGAUUUUUUCAAUAAAUAGUUUUUAAAAAAAUUUAGAGAAGUUAUCAAAAUUAUUCGAAGAAAAAUUAGACUCGUAUUUUUUCAGCUUCAAUUUUCGCAUGGUCUCGUGGUCUUUCACACCGUGCUCAACUCGACAAUAAUGCACAACUCGCCACAUUUGCCUCAAAUCUCGAAGCAACUUGUAUCGAAACAAUGCAAGCCGGAUUCUUGACAAAAGAUUUGGCAAUUUGCAUCAAAGGAAUGGCUGGAGUAACAAGAAGCGAUUAUUUGAACACAUUUGAAUUUUUGGACAAAUUGGCUGAAAAUUUGGCCAAGAAACAAGCUUUGUAA
Caenorhabditis angaria is the source of this 2079-nucleotide messenger RNA. NCBI's taxonomy places the organism in Eukaryota, Metazoa, Nematoda, Chromadorea, Rhabditida, Rhabditidae. The record is from the annotation of a GenBank genome assembly.